AUGUGCUUGGUGAGGGCAUUGUUGCAACAACCUUUCGACUCUUUAAAUGGUGAAGCAGAGUAUAACAGAGAGUACAUUGAGAGCUUGCAUCGUAUUUUAUCUGACUUGCAUAUUAUGUUAUAUGAUUUGCUAGAUAAAAUAGAGCGGUGCUUAAGGAAAUUGGAAGAUCAGCUGAGAUUGAUCGAUGAAGAUGGCAGGCUUAUCGUAUCGUGGUGGUCUCACUAUCUUGUAAUAUUGAAAGAGUUAAACAACAUUAAUUCUGAGUUGUUUAAUAACUCAGAGGUUUUUUGGCAGAAGUUGAAUCAACAAAAAAAUUCACUGUGCUUUCUAAUCACGAUGUUUGUAAACAGUUUUGAUGAUUAUCGGUGGAUCAUUGAGCACAAGGAGGUAACAAAUUUCGAAGUACGUAGACAUCUCACAAUGAUGAUGCUUGAAGAAGCUAGAUUCGGAAACAAGGAGAAGUCAUACGAGAUGCUCAUCGAUAGGUCUGUGCUGUUGGAUGUAUCUUUUGAAUAUAUUGUAGAUCAGGAUCCUGCAUUACUGCGAGGAGAUCUGUUAAUUCAAUUCAAACAUGAAGAAGCUGCUGGGCCUGGAGUGUUGAGAGAGUGGUUUUUCUUGGUAUUUCGAGAGAUGUUCAAUCCUCACAAGGCCCUCUUUGUUGCUUGUCCCAAUGAUCGAAGAAGGUUUUUUCCAAAUUCAGCAUCUAAGGUGGAUCCAUUACACCUCGAGUAUUUCACCUUCUGUGGUAGAAUGAUUGCAUUGGCAUUAAUGCAUAAAAUACAAAUCGGAGUUGUAUUUGACCGUGUAUUCUUCUUGCAAUUGGCUGGAGAGGAUAUUUCAUUGGAGGAUAUUCGGGAUGCAGAUCCCACCUUAUACAGUAGUUGCAAGCAGAUACUCGAGAUGGAUCCUGAGACGGUGGAUCAAGAUAUACUUAGCUUGACCUUCGCUUAUGAUGUUGAAGAAUUGGGGUCCAGAACAACAGUUGAGCUUCAGCCCAAUGGGAAAGAUGUUGUUGUGAACAGUAAGAAUAGAAAGGAGUUUGUUAAUCUCCUUAUUCAACAUCGUUUUGUCACAUCAAUUGCUUCACAGAUAGCUCAUUUUUCUCAAGGGUUUUCAGAUAUAACUACCUCAAAUAUCAAAACUUCCUUGUUUCGGAGUUUAUAUCUUGAAGAUCUUGACAAAAUGCUUGAUGGGAGUGGAACUGCUAUUUCUGUUGAAGAUUGGAAAGCACAUACAGAUUACAAUGGAUACGAAGAAAAUGAUCAGCAAAUAUCCUGGUUCUGGAAGAUAGUGAAGUGUAUGUCUGCUGAGCAAAGAAAAGUACUUCUUUUCUUCUGGACUUCUAUAAGGUAUCUACCUCUAGAGGGUUUUCGUGGUUUAGAUUCUAGACUUUGCAUCUCUAGAACCUCAGGGUCUUGUGAACAGUUGCCUUCUGCACAAACAUGUCUCUACCUGUUGCGUGUUCCUCCUUAUUUUAACAGGGUUAUGAUGCAAAAUCAACUCGAAAUGAUUACCCAAGAACAUAUUGGUUGCAGCUUUGGUAACCUGUGA
Messenger RNA from Solanum stenotomum, 1551 nucleotides. Its product is annotated as E3 ubiquitin-protein ligase UPL5-like. Gene Ontology annotation, biological process: positive regulation of protein catabolic process; protein polyubiquitination; proteasome-mediated ubiquitin-dependent protein catabolic process. The record is from RefSeq and is a predicted model, not a curated record. NCBI's taxonomy places the organism in Eukaryota, Viridiplantae, Streptophyta, Magnoliopsida, Solanales, Solanaceae. Gene Ontology annotation, molecular function: ubiquitin-protein transferase activity. The transcript is spliced from 3 exons. Bases 1 to 1551 code for a protein of 516 amino acids.